AUGCGUGCCUGGGCUGAAGAGGUGGAUGAGGAAGAAGCAAGCUCACCCAUCUUCGAUGAGGCCACUGGCCAGUACCGAGCGAAUGAUGGCGUGUGGCAUGAGGGCAUAGAAGUGGAGAGGGGAAUCUCCAAGCAGCGAAUUGACACGCGUCAUGGCUUCUAUCGCAGCAUCGUGCGAAACCAGCAGCAAAGAGAUGAGUAUGAGCAGUCCUGGCAAGAUGCGUACAAGGAAGCUGGCCCCUUUCAGCAGCGCUGGGGAGUGGGUGUGAAGGUUGACGAGAGUGGGAUGAGGUGGAGCCAGGUACCCGAGUCCGAAGAGAAGAUCUGGUGGCGCCGUCCUGUGGACAUCGCACAGUCAGACACGGUGAGAGUGUUGCAGCGCAGAAGUGUUGCCGGACCAGGAACGUCCGCACCUGUGGAAGAUGAGGGACGCUCACAUUACAGAGCUGAGAUGUCUGGCUACAGCGGUUCUUUCAGAUCCGGGCGGGCGGCUGCUGGGAGCCGCCUCAACACACACAACAGCGAUGCUGCUGAGCAAUACAGGGGAGAUGAGUACAGCCGAGCGAGCGCGCAUGAUACCAGCAGCAAUGUGCCCUAUACAGAGCGUCGCGUGCAGGGCCGGCCGCCCAUGACUCAUGAACAGCUGGAGGCCACUCUGUACAACACCCACCUCUCUGGCCGCGGCCAGGCAGCGCAGCAACCACAGCAGCAGCCCAUGCAGAUGCGAGUGCCAUCCAUCGGCUAUGAUGGCAUUGCCCUGGGUGUGCCUGUCUACGUGCAAUCCCACCCUGGCACCGGGCCACCAAUGCCGCUGGAGCCCAUGGCAGCUGAGCGGCAUGCGCCCGCAGCAGCGCCGGCCGGGUGGGCAUACGACUCAGCCAUCAGCGGCUGGGGCGGCCAAUCCCUGCCAACACCCCAGAUUAUCACCGCCUCACCGCAGCCUGACCCUCCGCAAGAUCACCCAAGUGCUGAGGAGUUUGAGGCAGCAAGGGAGAAGGUCCGCUUGGGCUUCCAGGUCUACCGGCCGCCUCCCCAGCUGGGCCAGCCCUCCUCCCUGGAGCAGGAGCUGAAGAAAUCUGGCAAGUCAGAAGGGGAGCGACCUCGAGCAGUGCCUGUCCAGGCAGCUGACAAGAGCAGCAGGGCCCGUCAGCAGGUGCCUGAUCAUGCCUCGACUGCCUCCAAGCGGGCUCAGCACUCCAAUGCAGAAGCAGGAAGGAACUCGGCGCAAGCCAGUGGGACCAGCAAGACUCCUGGCAAGGACUCAAAAUCCACAAAUGGGGCGCCUGCGAAGCUCUCAAGGCGCGCGUCAUCUGCGGAGCCUGACAGCGUCAGCAGGGACGCAAAGGCAGAGAGCGCGCCCGGCAGGAGAAGCAGAACAGGAGCUACCGCAGAAGUGCAAAGACAUGACAGAGCUGCGCAGCGGUCGUCGCCCAGCAGAGCAGACAGGGACUCGCGCCGCAAAGAGGGGGCCGCGCACAAGCGCGCGCAGAGGGAAUCUGCAGAUGCCAGCGGAGGCUUGGAUAGGAGGAAGGGCAGCGGUGACAGGCGAGCGGUGGCGGUACAGACGGUGCCGGCAGCUUUGAAGGAAGUGCCUCCUGGUUUUGACUCUGGCAGUGCCUCCAGGCAAGAUGAGCAGCGCAGGCGGCCAGGCAUCGGCCUUAUCAGGUCACUGGUCGGCGCGCAGACAGCCGCAGUGCCACGGGCUGACAAGGAUCGAUCCCCGGCUCCGAAGGCGAAGCCGGCUGCGAAGUCUGACGCCCCCCCGGCAGAGACCACCCAAGCAAGGAAGCCAAUCAGGAGGGAGAAGAAGGGGCACCGCGCGGAUGCCAAUGGAUCCUCCCAGGAAAAUGCGCAGGCAGAUGCUCGAAUGCCAACCAAUGAUGCGCAGCCAGAAGCGCCGCACAGCCAGAGGCAAAGGAAAACCGCGCAGAAGGCAAAGGAGGGCAAGGGCGCUAUCAACGGUGCACAGAAGUCCAAGGAUGCUUCUUCCGGGGAGCUGAGUGGAGCGCCACCAGGCCUGGGCCCGGCUGAGGCAGGCUGCAGCGCAGCCGUUGAGAGAAAAAAUGCGGGAAAGGGCAGCGGCGGCCAGCUUGGCGCCUCUAGAGCUCUGAAGCAGGCUUUGGCGCCCGCUUACUUCGAGAAGCCGGCAAAGCAGCAACAGCCUCGAGAGUAG
Coccomyxa subellipsoidea C-169 is the source of this 2172-nucleotide messenger RNA. RefSeq lists its product as hypothetical. Bases 1 to 2172 code for a protein of 723 amino acids. The record is from RefSeq and is a predicted model, not a curated record. NCBI's taxonomy places the organism in Eukaryota, Viridiplantae, Chlorophyta, Trebouxiophyceae, Coccomyxaceae. The transcript has 10 exons.